Molecule: messenger RNA, 2301 nt
Organism: Bradysia coprophila
Lineage: Eukaryota; Metazoa; Arthropoda; Insecta; Diptera; Sciaridae
Molecular function (GO): catalytic activity
Source: RefSeq, a predicted model, not a curated record
AUGAGAAUUGGAUCCUGGAAUGUAAGAUGUCAGACUUACAGGCCAGGAGGAUUGAUGAAACUGACAAAUGAACUGAAGAAAGCCAAAGUCGACAUUGCUGCUAUUCAAGAGAGCGGUUACAAUCAAAAUGCACAAGCUUCCCGCUUCAAUGGCUAUACCACAUUUCAUAGCAGCAACAGUCGAGACCAUGUACUUGGUACUGCCUUCAUGGUAGCCACAAAAAAGGAACAUCUGGUACUGGACUUCCGAAAGGUCAACGAGCGCCUAUGCGUGUUACGUCUGAAAGGCCGUUUCAAAAACUACUCCGUGAUAAACGUACACGCACCUCAUAAUGAAUCGGUGGAGGGUGAUAAGGACGAUUAUUAUGAAGCGCUUGCAAGAGCCUACGAUGAAUUACCGGCACGCGAUAUUAAAAUCGUUAUAGGAGAUUUCAACGCCAAAGUAGGCAAAGAGGAAGUGUACAGACCAACAAUAGGAAGGUACAGUCUGCAUGAAAAUACGAAUGAGAACGGUCAGCGUAUGAUUUUCUUCGCUGCCGAAAGGAACCUGGUUGUGAAAAGUACUUUCCAUAAACAUAAAAGCAGACACCUGGCUACCUGGAAGUAUCCCAAUGACAAUUUGCCAGCAAAUCAGAUUGACCAUCUACUGAUUAGCGGGCGGCACCUCACCGACGUCAUUGACGUCAAAUCAUGUUGGAAAGCAAAUGUCGACUCUGAUCAUUAUCUGGUUGUGUCAACGUUGAGAGCACAUCUAGCCCGGUUUCAUAAUGGACGUAGUGAAACUGUGAGGCGUUUUGCGGUGGAGAAAUUAAAGGAUACACGGAUAGCGGAGACGUUUGCUGAUAACAUUAGUACAAAGCUUCAACAAUUACGACAAGCUCAGCCAGGCGACACUCCUCCCGAAUGGCUAUCGGUGAGUGAUGUGAUUAAGCAUCAGGAAGCAAUCGACACCUUAGGAUAUCAGAGGCCUAAUGAUUUUAAGACCUGGUUUGACGCAGAAUGUGCUGAUGUUACAGAUCGUAAAAAUGCUGCACGAAUUGAGAAGGAAUCGGCGAGAACUAGAGAACGGAAAACGGAAGCGGAUCAGCGCUACAAAGAUCUGAGGAGGGAGGAAAAGCGCUUGCACCGGUACAAGAAAAAGGAACUUGAAGAAAGGACGCUUCUUCAGUUGGAAAGAUUAUGUAGUGCAAACGAAUCACGGAAGUUCUACAAACGAAUAAACAACCAAAGAAGAGGCUUCAAUUCUCGAAUGACUAUCUGCAGAGCAGUCGACGGCACUUUGCUUACAGCAAAACAUGAUGUCCUGGAACGAUUCAAGGAACAUUUCAGUGCUCUGUUAAACGGGGAUGUUGAAGACGGCAAUGCUACCGAUGAUUCUUUUCUCAACGACGACGGUCGUAUCGUGUCAGCACCAACAUUGGAGGAAGUCUCAGCAGCAAUCUCCUCACUCAAAAACAACAAAGCUUCAGGUCCGGAUAAUAUACCAGCGGAACUGCUGAAAAUGGGUGGUGAGGAAUUGGCUAAGGUGAUUUAUGAAUUAGUCGAGCGAAUAUGGAACAACGAAUCGUUACCGGAUCAGUGGUUAGAGGGUGCCAUUUUACCUCUGCACAAGAAAGGUGACAGGAUGAUUUGCGAAAACUACCGUGGUAUUGCUUUGCUUAACACGGCGUACAAGCAAGCCUACGAUAGGACCAAGCGUAGGGAAUUGUAUGUUGCGAUGAAGGAGCUGGGCUUCGAAACAAAACUGAUUCGUCUUGUGAAAGCGACAUUGGAGGGCACCAGAUGUCGUGUCAAGGUGCAAAAUGACUUGUCUGACGUUUUUGCUGUAAGGGAAGGGCUGAAACAGGGCGACGCACUGUCUUGCCUGCUCUUCAAUUUGGCUUUGGAAAUCGCAAUGAGACGUGCUGGUAUCCAAACCAACAAAACACUGGUGAGUGGAUCAGUUCAAGUUCUGGGCUUUGCAGAUGACUUGGAUCUUGCCAGUCGUACACAUGCAGCAGCGGUAGACACUUUCACAAAUCUGAAAAUCCAAGCGGAGAGAAUGGGUUUGAUGAUCAACGAAUCGAAAACCAAGUAUAUGAAGGCCGAACCCAAUACGGUUGCCAAUCAACAAGGGGACGUGAUAAGCAUUGGAGAGUACAACCUCGAGUCGAAUCAUGGCGGCAAGCAGAUGCUAUUACGGUCUAAUCAAACAUUUACGCUCAAAGUUGAUAUCGAAGAAAACGAAGUGCCAAGUUUACAAAACGCUCAUUCGUCCAGUUCUGAUCUAUGGAUGCGAAUCUUGGACGGUGAAGAGAAGUGA